Messenger RNA from Jaculus jaculus (lesser Egyptian jerboa), 1471 nucleotides. RefSeq names its product HUS1 checkpoint clamp component (gene Hus1). NCBI's taxonomy places the organism in Eukaryota, Metazoa, Chordata, Mammalia, Rodentia, Dipodidae. The transcript is spliced from 9 exons. The record is from RefSeq and is a predicted model, not a curated record. Bases 62 to 904 code for a protein of 280 amino acids. Gene Ontology annotation, biological process: mitotic DNA replication checkpoint signaling; double-strand break repair via homologous recombination; meiotic DNA integrity checkpoint signaling. Gene Ontology annotation, cellular component: checkpoint clamp complex; nucleolus; site of double-strand break.
CGGCGCGGGGACGGACUCGGUGCCGCCAGCCGCCGCCGCCCCCCGGCGCCUGGGAGCCAAGAUGAAGUUCCGGGCCAAGAUCGUGGACGCGGCCUGUCUAAACCAUUUCACCCGAGUCAGUAACAUGAUAGCCAAACUUGCCAAGACCUGCACCCUGCGCUUCACCCCCGACAAGCUGAACUUCAUUCUGUCCGACAAGCUGGCCAGUGGGGGGGUGAGCCUGUGGUGUGAGCUGGAGCAGGAGAACUUCUUUAGUGAAUUUCAGAUGGAAGGUGUCUCAGCAGAACACAAUGAGAUUUAUUUAGAACUAACAUCUGAAAACUUAGCUCGAGCCCUGAAAACCGCCCAGAAUGCUAGAGCCUUGAAAAUCAAGCUGACUAAUAAACACUUUCCCUGCCUCACAGUGUCUGUGGAGCUGUUAACAGUGUCAAACAGUAGUCGCAUUGUGACCCAUGAUAUUCCCAUAAAGGUUAUUCCGAGAAGGUUGUGGAAAGACCUACAAGAGCCCUCACUCCCAGAUGCUGAUGUUAGUAUUUAUUUGCCAGUCUUGAAGACGAUGAAGAGUGUUGUGGAAAAAAUGAAAAACAUCAGCAAUCAUCUUGUUAUUGAAGCCAACCUAAAUGGAGAACUGAACUUAAAGAUAGAAACUGAGUUAGUAUGUGUAACCACUCACUUUAAGGAUCUUGGAAACCCUCCAUUAGCCUCUGCAAACACCUGUCAAGACAGUCGCCCAGAAGAGAUGGCCAAAGUGCACAUAGACAUCAGGAAGCUCCUCCAGUUUCUUGCAGGACAACAAGUGAAUCCCACUAAAGCCUUGUGCAAUAUUGUGAAUAACAGGAUUCUUCAUUUUGAUUUGCUUCAUGAAGAUGUCUCCCUCCAGUAUUUCAUCCCAGCAUUGUCUUAGCAGCAUCUUACCAGAGUUGGGGGCUCAGAGACCUUGAGGCUGCGAGCCAGAGGCCUGGAGAACCUACAGACCCCAGAAACCUGCAGAGCCCAAGGGUCUGGAGAAUGGACAGAAUCUGAGUCCAGCCCAACACAGUUCUCAUCUGAACUUGUCCUGCUGUGUCUUUCACUUCGUCCAUGGGGCCAUUUUGGCUAUAGGUUAUAGUUUGUUUUGUACUAUUGUUGUUUUCUAGUGCUUGUGACCAAGCCCAGUAGUGGGUGAUAUCUCCAGCCCUUUAUUUAUUUAUUUAAAUUUAUUUAUAUUUCAUUGACAAUUUCCAAAAUUGUAAACAAUAUCCCAUGGUAAUUCCCUCUCUCCUUACACCUUCCCCUUUGAAACUUCACUGUCCAUCAUAUCCCCUCCCCCUCUCAGUCACUCUUUGAUUUUGGUGUCAUCUUCUUUUCCCCUGUUAUGAUGGUCUUGUGUAGCUAGUGUCAGGCACUGUGAGGUCUUGGAUAUCCAGGCCAUUUUGUGUCUGGAGAAGCACGUUGUAAGGAGUCCUGCCCUUCCUUUGGCUCUUACAUUCUU